AUGGUAGAAAAAAAAAGAUUAACCCCUGUUAAUUUCGAAGAUUUAUUAAAUAAGCUGCCUUGUUUUAUGUACAAAGAUAUGAUGAUAAGAGAUAGAAGAGCAAGGUUCAUGUACGCCACUCCAUCUCAACAGUUCCAAAGUACGAUAAAUCAUCACAAUCCAAACAACCCACCAUGGCGGAAACUUUUGUGGGUCAAACAGGAUUACCCAGAUAACUACGUGGAUAGUACAUUUCUGGACGAAUUGCAAAGGAAUGUCAACAUGAGAACAUACGAUUAUUGGACAAUGGUUCAUGCAUCUGGAGGAAUCACUCAACACAUUAGCAGUGUUGUGAUAUUUAUAGCCAUCUUCAUCGAUCUUCAGACCCAUACAUUGUCUGCAAAUCAUCUGAUUUGGACUGGAUCGUUAUUGACAGGUGCAGGUUACUUGUUCCUAGAUCUUAUGAUGUUGAGAAAAACCGAAAACUAUGAUGUUAAAC
Messenger RNA from Phycomyces blakesleeanus NRRL 1555(-), 478 nucleotides. RefSeq lists its product as hypothetical. Gene Ontology annotation, biological process: GPI anchor biosynthetic process. The record is from RefSeq and is a predicted model, not a curated record. The annotation marks the transcript as partial. NCBI's taxonomy places the organism in Eukaryota, Fungi, Mucoromycota, Mucoromycetes, Mucorales, Phycomycetaceae. Gene Ontology annotation, cellular component: glycosylphosphatidylinositol-N-acetylglucosaminyltransferase (GPI-GnT) complex; membrane. The transcript is spliced from 4 exons.